AUAAAGCGAUGGCGAGCCAGAUGCUUUGGUCCUUUAAAUCUCCAUGGAAAUUGCGCACGUGCUCCUGCAAUAUCCAUAGCUCAGUAAGAGCUUUGAUUUGUACUGUACAAACACAGAAACAUGAAUAAACAUAAUACGUGAUAUCUGCUCUAUGCCACGGUUUUCUUCCCCCUUUUGGGCACAAUCCCAUAAGCACUUGUGUGAUGUGACUCGGCUUGUUUGCGUUUUCUGUUUGCUUUCCAGUCCCCCUCUGGUCUCUGUGCUCUAUUCACUCCUUAGUCUCAGCUGGUCUUAGUAUGGCAAAUCUGAAGAAACCUCCUUUUUUUCUUCUUUUUUUUGUCUUCCCUCCCUUUCAAAUAUUCAGCCGUGUACCAAAAGUGUUCCUCUUGUUUUUACGCGUGUCAAUCGCCUUCCGUCUGCCUCGCUCCUUCCCUUUCUCAAAGCUUACCUUGCCCUUUUCUUUUGACUUUCUGGGGUCUGGAUCCCCGAUAAGAUUCGGACUGGGUAGCCUACAUAUUGAGUCCUCUAUUGUCCUUCAAGGGCUGUACUACGCUAAUUAAAUUUUAUCCAGCCAUAUAAAAACUAUUUCACUCCUCCACGCUCCCAAUUCAGCUUGCCAGCCUAAGUCCCCUCUUAUUCCUUGCCCUAAAAAUACAGUGUUCAUUGAGUCAAAUCAAUAGAAAACAUUUGAAAAUCUCCAUUAUUGUGGGAUUUUUGUCUCCUUUCUAUUGUGAUAAAAGCACAGCGGAACAGCUUGCAGCUUAAUUUGUGCAACCGAGACGCGCGGGACAGACGAAGGCCAUUAAUGCAAAAGGCAUUAUGCGCAGCAGCAAGUUUCUUUAUCACCCUGUUAUUGAACUCAAAAAUAUUUCCACGCCAUCCUUAGCAUCUGAUAAUUUCAUAGAACAUUGAUUUGCCGUCUGUUAAUUAUCAUUGCGUGCCAGGGAUGUGCACAGACAUUUUGAGGGGCAGGGGCUCAAGUGAAAUAAAGGGCACUUCUCAUAAUUACAUAUUUCUUUUUCUUUUUUGAAACAAAAAAGUAUAUAUAUUAACGCAACACUGACUUCCUUUUUUAAAAAAAUAAUUUAAAAAAGUUAAUUAAUUCUAUCUUCCUCAAACUCUAAUUUUCAAAAGAUGUCUACAAAAUAAUCAGUUCACACAGAAACCAUGGUCUCCUUAGUAUUCACUAGGUUUAUAGAGCAGCAAAGGAAACCAUCCCACAAUGUGCAUGUUUUGAAAACCUUUUCUGCUACUAGCUUCAAGUAUAUAUUUAGAAUAACCAAAAUAACUGCAUCAAGCAGAGGGGUGUGUUUUACUAAUAAUUUGUUUAUUUUUUUUGCACAAGGCACUACAUCAUUUUAGUUAUUUUGGUUUUAUCAGAACACAUAACACUUUUAAAUCAACACAAAUAUUCACUCUAAACUGAAGAGGGUUGUUGCUGCUAUUUUGUUAACUUUGCAUUAUGCUGCCUGCCUGGCCCUGCACUGCUAGCAUGAUUCAAAUUAAUUGUUUAAAUACUUUUUGUUUCACAAGCAAAAUAACUUUUUAGCUUCACACAACUAAGCAUCAGAAUACUGAAUUGCCUUAAUGUUUUAAUCAAAUACAUAAAUAUUAUUAUUGCUAUGCAUGUACACAUACACAAUAACUGAUGGUGACUGACAAGGACUUAGUUUCACAUUUGAGGGAGGACUGUAUCAUCACCAUCAUCAAACAAAACCUUCAAAAUCCACAUUUAGAUGGAGUUUGUUUUAAACCUACUUCACUCAAAAAAUAUUCUGUGGCUUAGUAAAUAUUUAACUUAAUUAACUUAAUAAAAUCUCUGAAAAUCUUACUUGAUUGUUUGAAUUAAGCUUACCAAAAUAAUUGAGUAAAAAUUAAAUAAAAUUAAAUAAAAGCCAAUGUCAUGUAUGUAUUUGUGGUUGUAUGGAAUACUAUUUUAUAAAGGUUUAGAGGAAAUAAAAAAAAAGUUCAUAAUUAAAAAGUUAAUUUAUAAAUAUUGUUAUUUUUAAUGUUAACUUAUUUCUACUCAGUUUUAUUUAUUAAUGUACAGAUGCAGUUACUCAGAUUUACUACAUUUUUUAGAGUGUAGCCUAUCCUCCAUCUGUUUGCAUCUGAAAAGGGCACUUUCUCUCCAGGAAUAAAAAGGGCAGGUGCUCAAGCCCCCUUUGAUGUCUAUGUGUGCACGUGCCUGUUGAGUGCUGUACACCGCUCUGUCGUCACUUAUAGGCGCAGCUUUUACAUUAGUCAGUUACAUAACGUUUUCUUCCAAACUAACGAAUAUUCCCUUUUUUUUCUUCCCAAGUUUAAAAUCACUUAUGGACAUCUGUACUUAUCGACGUAUAGAAACACACGUUGAUCAAUACAGUCAUAUCCGCCAAAGCAAUAAUCAAUAGGCUAUGCAACAAAAAAAAGUUCAAAUCGCAUGCCAGCGUCAUUGCAGGUUACAUCAAACUUAAAUUUCUUUAGAUGAUAAUAAUAUUUUUAAUUAAAAAUGCUUGAGAUAGGAUCUGUCAGUUCCAUCACGAUUUUAAGCGCAAAAGCCCAAAGUAUUUCUAUAAUAAGAGAAACAUGACUGCAUCUCUCACCCCAUGCUGGCUGAGUUUGCCCUUAUUUAUGAGACCGAUAAUAGUGCAAUAAAAACAAAUCAAUAUGUACUUGUGCAAAUCCAAAUUCUACAGGGAGGGUGAAACCCCUGAAGAAUUAGAAAAUCCUGGAGGGUAGGUUGGGGGAGCAGCUUUGAGUCCUAAUCUUUUUUCUUCCCCUAUCACUCACCUAGCCUAUAGUGUAUUCUCCUCAGCGCUCUCCUCGCAUCUCCCUUUGGAAGUUCCCCACCCUUAAAGUAAAGAAGAGUGCAUAGAUGUCAAAUUGCCCUAAAAAACACCAUGAAAGAUUGAUUUGCAUCACUUUUCAUUCAGCUGGCAUUAUUUUGAAGAGAGCUGAAUAGGAAACCCGCAAGCCGGGGAAGGAAUAAAGAUGUCCUCCCUGUUGGAAAGGGGGGGAACUGCCCAAUUUGUCUCAACCCUGGAGAAAGAGGGGGAAAGGCAAAGGGCUAUUCAGAAAAAAAGCCCAUAUACACCUACACAAUACUAAAAGACUACUAACAUCCAUGAAUAUUAAAUUACUUCGGCGUGAAAAAGAUUGAAUAAAAGAAACUUGACCCAGACGGCUUUGCAUACUUUCGUACUCCAAAGCACAUCAUUAAAAGCUAUUCAGAUUGUUUAUGCCAAUUUCAUUUUGAUGUGAAUACUGAGUUCUGUGCAUUUAACAUUAAUAGAAAAGAACGUAAUGUUUGUGCUAGUGUUCAGCCACAUGUGCUUUUAGAAGGGAAAUUACACAAUGUCCUAUAAUUACUGUACAAUAUUUGUAAUGAAUAAUGAAUAAAUAUAAUUACUGAGCUACUGAUGAAUGCUGGGGCUCAAAAUGAAGAAAAUACUUCGGUUCCACUAAGGAAGAAAAUAUAUCGGUCAAAGUUUAAGACACAAAGGCCACUUUUUCUACAUCACGGUACUUAUAUGGUUCUUCUUUUCUUAUAUUUUCUUAUGUCUGACUGAUAUACUCGAUAUUAUCUCCUAGACAAACGAAAUAAAUCAGCUAACAUAUUUUAACCUGGGUAUUUUACUAGUCUUCAAACUUAGAGGUCAAGUUUGCUUUUAGGUUUUCAUGCCAGAAACGCUGCUGUUCCUUUCGAGCUCACGGAGCAGAGAUGGGGCAUGUUAUUUUAGCCUAAACGCGCCGUUGUUGGGUCCUGAACAUCAUCACACACACAUCGCUCCCCAUUCUUCCCCCACCCCUUCAGGAGUAGCCACUCAAUAAAGAGUGUGGCGUUUUUUCCCUAUGCUUGAACAAGUCUAAAGAACACAGGGGGGAAGGUCAUUAAUAACUAAUUACCGUGACCUGACGCGUAUAAAGUGCACCGGGACCUUGGAAAGGCGAAACAUUCUCUCGACAAUUAGCAAGAGAGCAUAUUGAGAUUGCAUUGGCCCCAUACUGAUUCAUCGAUUACAUUAACUUUUUGCAUUAUAGAUAGCCUCUUCGGUCUAAAUUUAACAGCAAGGGGGUACUCUCUGAUUUGUAUAGCCGGGAUAUUAGUUAAUGGUUUCGCAUUUGGCUCAUCAUGGGUUCAGUGUUGCCUGCAGAUGCUCUGGUUCUGAAGAUUGGAUUUAAGCAGCAGACUCUGGCCCUGUCCGACAUCAUCACAUCAGACAUCCUGCACAGUUUUCUCUACGGCCGCUGGAGGAACGUCCUGGCCGAACACCUGUUCGAGGAGAAGGCCAGCACCAUCAGUCCCAAAACCGCCUUCACCGCCGAGGUCCUGGCGCAGUCGUUCUCCGGAGAGGUCCAGAAACUAUCCAGUUUAGGGCUGCCAAGUGAAGUCAUCAUUGCGCAGAGCUCAAUCCCUGGAGAAGGACUUGGCAUCUUCUCCAAGACCUGGAUAAAAGCUGACACCGAGAUGGGUCCCUUCACAGGAAGGGUCAUUUCACCCGAGCAUGUGGAUCUUUUCAAGAACAACAAUCUCAUGUGGGAGGUUUUCAAUGAAGAUGGCGUGGUGCGCUAUUUCAUCGAUGCCAGCCAAGAGGACCAUCAAAGCUGGAUGACUUACAUCAAAUGCGCGCGCAACGAGCAAGAACAGAACCUGGAGGUCGUGCAGAUCGGAAGCAGCAUAUAUUACAAAGCAGUAGAGACAAUACUUCCAGAUCAGGAAUUGCUUGUGUGGUAUGGAAAUUCCCACAACACUUUCCUGGGUAUCCCAGGUGUCCCUGGCAUAGAGGAUGAACAGCUGAAGAAUAAAAAAUAUGAUGAAUUCCACCUGUGUGAUUCCUCCAGCACUACAGCGCUCUCCACCGCCAACCGCAUGCGAUGUGUUAUCUGCCACCGCGGCUUCAACUCCCGCAGUAACCUGCGCUCUCACAUGCGCAUACACACUCUGGACAAGCCUUUCGUCUGCUGUUUCUGCAACCGCCGCUUCAGCCAGUCCUCCACCCUCCGUAACCAUGUGCGGCUCCACACAGGCGAGCGCCCCUACAAGUGCCACAUCUGCCAGAGUGCGUACUCCCAGUUGGCAGGUCUGCGGGCGCACCAGAAGAGUGCCAGGCACCGGCCAACCAGCACAGGAACUGUAGUAGAGCUGCAGGCCCACUCGCCCCCUCCUCCACCACCUCAGCUGGCACAGUUUCCUAACCCGGCCUCACUGGUGCAUCACAUAAGCCUACCCACCAUGGUGCUAUGAGAAUGCAUAAAGCGUCUGAGAUUAUUGCAGACUCGAAGGCUGUUCUUUAGUGCUGCUGGCUCAUGUGUAGAAGAACUGUAUGUCUAUGCCAUGCCCAGUACUCUCACUUUUAGCAGAUGCUUAACAGUUCCUUAAAGAUGAUAAAGCGGUCACAUAUGAUGAACGACGCCUGCAGAACUAAUUUAUUACAGCACUGAAGUGAAAAUUAUGGCAAUGGAAGGGCUGUUUCGUAUGUUCAUGUUGAAUCAGUUUACAUUACAUUAAUUGAACUACUGCUCACUCACUGAUGCUUCUGUUCUAAUGGAUAUCUGCCGUAUUAUAUCUGAUCAAACACUAUCAUUUAAUUUGAUCAGUAGUCAGUUUAUUUUUUAUUCAUAUUUGCAUGCCAUACUAUUGUUUUGUCCCAUUCCACUUAGGAUAAAGCCACAUCACCUCAUUCUCUUUAUCUACUAUGAAGGAUCCACUGGGAUCAAGCACCACCACUUUAGCACCACACUAAAGGAAUGUACAUAUGUUUCGAAGAUUUACUUCCUAAAACAUGGAAUAGUCACUUUAUUUGUGUAUGUCUGUAAAGUUUAAAGUAUUAUUACAAAACUUGGUUCCAUUAUAUUAUGUGUAUACUAUGUUUGCUAAUAAAAAAAUUAUUCACUCUAUACUCAAUAAAUAGAUAAUAAAUCAUA
Carassius gibelio (silver crucian carp) is the source of this 5907-nucleotide messenger RNA. Its product is annotated as PR domain zinc finger protein 12. Gene Ontology annotation, molecular function: histone methyltransferase binding. Bases 4115 to 5227 code for a protein of 370 amino acids. The record is from RefSeq and is a predicted model, not a curated record. The transcript is spliced from 5 exons. Gene Ontology annotation, biological process: neurogenesis. Gene Ontology annotation, cellular component: nucleus. Lineage: Eukaryota; Metazoa; Chordata; Actinopteri; Cypriniformes; Cyprinidae.